AUGGAGCGCUAUGAUCGUGCCAUUACAAUCUUCUCACCGGAUGGUCAUCUUUUUCAGGUGGAAUAUGCUCAAGAAGCAGUAAAGAAAGGCUCAACUGCGGUGGGUGUCAGAGGAAAAGAUUGUAUUGUGAUUGGUGUGGAGAAGAAGUCAAUUCCAGCCCUUCAAGAUGAUCGUACGAUCCGGAAGAUCCACAUGAUCGACGACCAUGUGAUGCUUGCAUUUGCUGGCCUAUCAGCAGAUGCACGUGUACUGGUUGACAGAGCGCGUAUUGAAUGCCAGUCUUAUAAGCUCACCCUAGAGGAUCCUGUGACCGUGGCGUAUAUUUCGAGGUAUAUUGCAAAUACUAAACAGCGCUUCACUCAGUCUCCCGGACGUCGACCGUUCGGUAUUUCCAUGUUGAUUGGCGGAUUUGAUUUUGAUGGGCAUCCUCGGCUUUUUAAAACGGAACCAUCAGGAGCAUACUAUGAAUAUCUUGCGAAUUCCACAGGUCGUGGUGAGAAACCGGUUCGUGAAUAUUUGGAGGAGCACUACUGUGAUGACACUAUCAAGGACGAGGCCUCCACUCUUAAACUCGUAGUCAGAGCCCUUUCUCAGGUUAUUUUGAUUUCGCACCAGUUAGUUCCUGGCGAAUGUACACAUCGAGUUCUCACUGUUGAUGAAGUUGAGGCACUAAUGAAGCAAGUGGAACAAGAGCGUGAAGCUGCCGAGAGUGAAGAAUCUUCGAAGAAGAAAUAG
Messenger RNA from Angiostrongylus costaricensis, 735 nucleotides. The record is from the annotation of a GenBank genome assembly. NCBI's taxonomy places the organism in Eukaryota, Metazoa, Nematoda, Chromadorea, Rhabditida, Metastrongylidae.